Symbiodinium necroappetens is the source of this 2946-nucleotide messenger RNA. Lineage: Eukaryota; Dinophyceae; Suessiales; Symbiodiniaceae. The record is from the annotation of a GenBank genome assembly.
AUGGCUGAGAAGAAGGAUCCAAGGACCCUCAGCUGCAUCUGGGCGAAGCAUGGUGCCAAGUGGUGCUCCCGGUGGCCAUGGCUCACAGCAGUGGAGGAUGAAGCUGGGAAAGUGCAGUGGCUAGGUUGCUCGACCUGCUCUCAGUGUCCGGGGAAGCAGAGCGAUCAGAACCCGUUCGCAGGCUGCCGUGUCCCUGCUUCAUCGGCUCAAACAUCCGUCUUCGAGAACCAUGCGAAAUCCAGGGCGCACAAGGAGCGAAGUGAAAGCCUUGGGGCCGAUAGCGGCGUUCCAGUUGUAGCACCUUCGGUUCGAGAGUUUGCUGAUGUCUUGGAUGCCGUCUUCAAGGGCGACUCAGAGCUGGAUAGCUGUGGACCUUGGAAGUUCCGUUGCAUGACCUGGUGCUUGGCAGAAGCGCACCGCAACGUGCUCCGCGAGAAGCUUGCUAAAUCUGAGUCCAUAUCCCUGGUCCAGGAUGUUCGUAAGAACCAGCUGCUCGUGAUGUUCACUUCGGUCGACGCAGGUUUGGAGGUGACGUCGGGAGUGCUUGGACAAGUGGAUCUUGCGGAACGCUCCAGCUUUCAGGCCAAAGGACUUUUUCGGGGCACCGUCCUCGUACUCGGGAGGUUUGUUGCCAGAAAUCUUGGAAAGCCUGUUCGUGAUGGCAAUCCGACAGGCACCUUGGACGAGUCUCUGCUGCAGACAAUCAAAGCGAAGGUCGAGCUCUACGCUACGGACGCUGCUGCAGAUGAGCAGCGCGCUGGGAGGCUGCUGCAGCGAUUCUUCAGCAGCCUCCAGGUCGUACAAUAUGACAAAGCGCACGCUGCGCAGCGAAUACUGAGCAGGACGUGGCCCACGGACCCUCAUAUUCAUCGCCUAGUUCAGGAGCUCGUCACUGGCGAGAACGCUCUGACACAGAAGAUUCGGCAUUCCGGCAUAUUUCGGAAGAGAUGGGAGGAAGCCGUCGCUGCCAUGACCCCUCAGGCGAAGCGAAAGAUCAAAAACCUGGCCUGCGCGAAGCAUAGAUGGUUGUCCGCAGCCCUUCCGUUUCGUCGCGCUGUCUUGUACUUGCGUCCUCUUAUACGAGUCGCCCAGAGCAUUGUCGCGGAACGUGGCCGCGGGACACCGGAAGGGGAGACAGCACAUCGUUGGCUUUCCAAUCUGAGCAGCGAGACCGCGCUGCAACUGGCCAUGGUGGCUGAUGCCACCGACGAGACUCUAGCUGUCAGUCGUUUUUUCGACAAAGAUACGUACAACAAAGCGGAGCUCACGGCCGAAAUCAGCAAGUUUCUCUGCAAGUGCACCUGGUUGUUUGAGCGCCGAGGUGUUCUGGGCACAGGCUUCACCGCUUACAUACUGGAGCUUUUGAGACGUUCCCCGUGCAAUUUCAACUUAGGUGGGAAGGUGUGCAGCAUCCAGUCGCCCAGCCAGCACGACAUCGAGAGCUGCCUUCAGCGGAUGACAAACUGGCUCCAGCUCGUUCGUUUAACAAUCCAAGCAGAAUUUCCUCACUUCGAAGCUUUGCAAUUGUUUCGGCUGUUCGAUCUACAGUCGACACCGAUGCCCUCCGACAUGGAGCGGAUGUCGCAUUUGCUUAAGCUGAAUCAUGCGCAAUUCAAAAGGGAAUUCGAGGACCUGCGGCCCAGCGCCGAGUGGCAUUGGCGGCAUGGGCAUCCCGAUUGUCAGCUGGCAUGGCAUGCAGCCGCCAAGAAGACCCCGCCAGGCGAGAGCCUGAACGCUGCUCUCAUCCGAUACUUGUCCUGGCAGGCGAACACCUCCCCGCUUGAGCGCGGUUUCGCAAAGUCCGUGCAGAGCUGCUCGAAGAACCGAGCUGACGUGUCCGAAACCAGGGUGGACGACCAGAUGCAACUUCUCAGCUUGUGCCGCACCACAGGAAGGGGUCGGGCCAGAGCACUUCCAAAACACGAGAAUCUUAUCGAAUCUGCACGAGUCCUCUGGACGUCACACUUUGGGCUGCCACGCAACCGGCAGAGAGUGCCAGAGCACCUGCGAGGACGGAAGCGCAGUGCCAGCAGCGACAGCACAGAGACGAGCUUCCUGAAGAGACGGCGUUCUGAAGUUGAGCAGGGAGCGGCAGGAGUGGACUCUAAAGAUGCCUUUGCUGCUGCAGAGCGGCAAGUGGGGGUCCAUGGCUGGCAGCAAUCGCACGAGGAUGAAAGACGUUUCUUGCAGCUGAAGCAGAAAGGUCGCUUCUGUAUGGCCGUCCGUGACGGCGCUCUGCCGUGGGACAAGCUGUCCCAAAGGCUCAAGGAUUUCUACCUGGCUUACCUCGCCAAUGACGACAGACUGUCUGCACAGGCCUGGAAGAAGAACUCCUUCCGAUUCCAGCGUCCUGCCUUCCCGAACUUGACCGGUGGCUCCAUCUGGUGGACGGAGGAUGCGCAAAGGCACGGCACCGAGAUCCAGAUGCGGCGAGUCAGCCGCAAGCUUGGCUUGGAGAUCGUGGAGAGCCCUCUCCAGGCCACGGUGCACGUGUGGUUGCAGCUGACACAGCCGGCGUCCGCUGCGGACAUGUGGAUGGUGGCUCUGCAUGGCAAGUUGGUGCUGGACCUGACAUGCUUCUUGUCCGAGGGCCGGAAAGGCGGCUUUCUCGUCUACGAGGCGGCCAUAGCUGUACAGCGCUGCAUCCAUGUGACCCCUCGAUUUGCAAGAGACCAUGCACGAAUAGCGCACGACAUCUUGUACUACUGCAAACCCCGUUUCCGGGGCUUGUCCCGAUGGGUGGCUGAAAACGCUUUGCCGGAGUUUCGGAAGCAGAUGCAGAAGGCCCUGGCGGCUAAGAAACCUACCAGGGUGCUCGUCUUCGGAACCGACGUGGACAAGCAGAGCGACCUUGGGCAGGUCAAGCUGUUCGUGACUGCAGCCGACUUGCAGGUCUUGUUGCAUGUGGAUGACAAGCGCUCUUGGUAUGGCAUGGGCCCGCAGUGA